Brassica oleracea var. oleracea is the source of this 1245-nucleotide messenger RNA. Its product is annotated as vacuolar protein sorting-associated protein 26B. The coding region runs from base 141 to 1052 and encodes 303 amino acids. Lineage: Eukaryota; Viridiplantae; Streptophyta; Magnoliopsida; Brassicales; Brassicaceae. Gene Ontology annotation, cellular component: retromer complex; endosome. The transcript has 11 exons. Gene Ontology annotation, biological process: retrograde transport, endosome to Golgi; intracellular protein transport. The record is from RefSeq and is a predicted model, not a curated record.
UGUAUGGUCAACUAGAAAAUAAUGUGCCUUCCUUCUUUUUCGUGCCUUUGUUUCUGUGAUCUUUCUUCACUAUCAGAUUCGGUGGAUUCGACUUGGCGGGUUUGUUUGUUGUGAUUGAAAUCUCUUAAAGUCUUGUGAUCAUGAAUUAUCUUCUUGGAGCAUUCAAGCCCGCCUGCAACAUUUCAAUCACUUUCUCUGAUGGCAAAAAUCGUAAACAGGUACCCAUGAAGAAAGAAAAUGGUCGAACAGCUUUGGUGCCACUUUUCCAGAGUCAAGAAACUCUUUCCGGGAAGGUUUGCAUUGAACCAUAUCAAGGGAAAAAGGUGGAGCAUAAUGGUGUGAAAGUUGAGCUUCUUGGUCAAAUAGAAAUGUACUUUGACAGAGGAAACUUCUAUGACUUCACUUCCUUGGUUCGUGAACUGGAUGUCCCUGGAGAUAUAUACGAGAGAAAGACAUACCCUUUUGAAUUUCCAACAGUCGAGAUGCCAUAUGAGACAUACAAUGGUGUCAAUGUGCGGCUAAGAUAUGUCCUCAAAGUAACCGUCACUCGUGGCUAUGCUGGAAGCAUCUUUGAAUACCAGGAAUUCAUGGUUCGGAACUAUGCUCCACCUCCUCCAAUUAAUAACAGCAUCAAGAUGGAAGUUGGGAUUGAGGAUUGCCUGCACAUCGAGUUUGAGUACAACAAAAGCAAGUAUCACCUAAAAGAUGUUAUCCUCGGGAAAAUAUACUUUCUUCUUGUGAGGAUCAAGAUGAAGAAUAUGGAUCUUGAGAUCAGGAGGAGGGAAUCAACAGGUGCUGGUGCUAAUAUUCAUGUGGAGACAGAGACACUUGCUAAAUUUGAGUUGAUGGAUGGAACCCCAGUUAGAGGCGAGUCGAUACCUGUAAGACUGUUUCUUGCACCAUACGAUCUUACACCAACGCAUCGCAACAUUAACAACAAGUUUAGCGUCAAGUAUUAUCUGAAUCUUGUACUGGUUGAUGAAGAGGAUCGCAGAUACUUCAAGCAGCAAGAAAUCACCUUGUACAGGUUGAAGGAAGACACAUCAUCUUGAUGACAGUAACAACAAUGACUUUUGAGUCUUGUGUAAAGCCUACUUUGUGUACUCAGUUUUAGUUAAAGACUUGUUAUGUGGGUUGGAACUCAGAAUGAAUAGUUUGCUCAUUGAUCAAGUUGUCUGGAUUCUGGUUUGCUUUCAUUGGUAAUGUCUGAAGUUUUACAAACUUUAAACACACAUUACGGAAAGC